UAAGCUUUUAAGGGAUUUACAACAGUUGUGAUUUACACAAUUAACCAAACACUUGUUAAAAUUCUUUUUAAAUUUUUUUAUUAAUUAAAGAAAAAAAUCAAUAUGUUUAAAUUUACAUCAAUUUUCGCCACAAUGUGCUUGAUAUCGGUCGCCAGUGCUGGUUUGGUAACUACUCAUCAUGUUGUACACGAACCCGCUUUAGCUAAAGUUGGACAUAUAGUUCAUUCUUCGCCCUCAGCUGUUUCACAUCAGAGUAUUACUCAGGUUCAUAGUAAAACAUCUGUAGUUGAGCCACUUUUGACUCCUGUUGUCAAGACUACCAUUCAUAGUACUCCUGUAGUUGUUGUUCACUCUGCUCCUUUGGUACAAUCUGCUACUUUAGUGCACUCCGCUCCCUUGGUUCACUCUGCUCCCGUGGUUCACUCAGCUCCUUUAGUGCACUCCGCUCCUUUGGUUUACUCUGCUCCUUUGGUACACUCUGCUCCUUUGGUGCACUCAGCUCCCUUGGUACAAUCUCAUUCCUUGUACCACUCCUACGGCGCUGUUCCAGUUGUCUUGGUCUUUGCUGCUCACUUUGCUAUUGCUGCUGCCCGUCCUGGUUAUUUGGCUUCUUCGCCAGUUGUUUUGUCUGGACACUCUCACUAUGCACAACAUGCUGUUAGUGCCCAUUACUCAGCACCUGUGGUUAAAACUGUUGUAGCCCCUGUUGUCCAUGCUGCUCCUGUAGUCCACACCCAAGUUGUUAAGAGCGUUGUCCACUCUGCUCCUUUGGUACAUUCUGCUCCUUUAGUGCACUCCGCUCCCUUGGUUCAUUCUGCUCCUUUACUGCACUCUGCUCCUUUAGUGCACUCUGCUCCUUUGGUACACUCUGCUCCCUUGGUACACUCUACUCCCUUGGUACACUCUGCUCAUUUAGUUCACUCUGCUCCCUUGGUACAAUCUCAUUCCUUGUAUCACUCCUACGGUGGUGUUCCAGUAAAGAGCUACGCUCCUGCUUAUAUUGCUGUCUUUGCUGCUCUUUUCGCCAUUGCUGCUGCCCGUCCUGGUUACUCACCUGUUGUCUUGUCCGGACACUCUCACUUAGUACAACCUGCUGUAAGUGCCCACUAUGCGGCACCAUUGGUUAAAACUCUUGUUGCUCCUGUAGUUCACAGUGCUCCAGUAGUUCAUGCCCCAGUUGUCAAGAGCGUAGUCCACUCUACACACUUGGUACAUUCAGCUCCUGUUGUUCACUCUGGUCCUUUGGUACACUCUGCUCCUUUGGUACACUCUGCUCCUUUGGUUCACUCUGCUCCUUUGGUGCACUCUGCCCCUUUGGUUCACUCUGCUCCUUUGGUACACUCUGCCCCCUUGGUUCACUCUGCUCCUUUGGUACACUCUGCUCCUUUGGUACACUCUACUCCCUUGGUCCACUCUCAUUCCUUGUACCAAUCCUACGGCGCUGUUCCAGUCAAGACCUAUGCUCCUGCUUAUGCUCCCUUCAAAAACUGA
Molecule: messenger RNA, 1491 nt
Organism: Lucilia cuprina (Australian sheep blowfly)
Lineage: Eukaryota; Metazoa; Arthropoda; Insecta; Diptera; Calliphoridae
Product: histidine-rich protein PFHRP-II-like
Exons: 5
Coding region: 103-1491 (462 amino acids)
Source: RefSeq, a predicted model, not a curated record